CGGGAGGCUGCGGGCGAGGAGCGGAGGCAGAGACCGAGCAAUUGAGAAACCAUAAUCUGACUUCAGUGGAUGAAGAUGCUGUCUGCAAGGGCCAGGUUUGUGGUUCCCUAUGGCCUCAAGACGCUGCUGGAGGGUGUGAGCAGAGCUGUUUUCCAGACCAACCCAAACAACAUCACUGGCUUUGCAGCACUCUACUUCCAAGAGCUUGUUGACUUCAGAGAAGGGAAUCCCAGUCUGGAUUUAACAGAGCUGGUUGGAGAAUUUAAAUUUAUUAGCGAAGACUGGAACGAGAGACUGCCACAGAAAUUAGACGUGCAAGACACUUCAGUUCCUGGGGAGCCCAAACAAAAGGAAAAGUGUACUGACACAGAGGAAGACCAAAUCCUUGAAGGCCCUGAUACUGAAUAUACCUCCAAAAUGACUCAAUACCCAUCGACUCACAAUGACGUUUUAGAAAACAAAUCCCCCACCGGACUUGAUGAAGCUUCGUCCCCGAAGGGACCGGAACUUGCAUACGUCCCCGCUGACCCUGCCCAGCUUGCUACCCAGAUGCUAGCCAUGGCAGCAAGCGAAGCAGGACAGCCACCACCAUAUUCUAAUGUGUGGACCCUCUAUUGUCUAACUGACUUGAGCCAAGGUCAAAAAUCACCACCAUCCCUUCCUCCUGCUGGAACUGGCAUUCCUUAUCCCCAAGCAACCCUCUUUCUAUCUGGGGGGAAGGAUCAACAACAGUUCCUCCAACCAAUACCACUACAAGGUCAACCACCACAACUAUCCUCUCCAACUUACGUGAUGCCAGAAGAAAGCAAGAGGGGAAAUGUUCCACCUUUCAUUUUAGUGGGCUCUACUGUUCAGAACACACAGGACUGGAAACUUAUUCCUGGCCAGGCUGUCUUUGCACAGCAAGACACUGGUGCUAGGAGAUUCACUACAAUCCCGGUACCAGUUGUCAGGCCAGCCGAUCAGCAAACAGCUACGCCAAUCCCCAAUCCUAAUGCUGCACAGGAGACUGCUAGGCCACCAACCCCGGUUUUGCUCUCAGUUGCCAUCCCUCUGGAUGAUGUAAUGGCUGCAAAGAAAGGCUCACUAGCUGGUGAUAAUCGAACAGCUGUGCACCCCCUUGCAGGAAGUUAUGGUUUUACAGGACAGAUUGCUGUUACACCUGGCACAAUCCACAGAGCAGGUUCAUGAGAAGGUUGAGAAGAGAGGCUGUUUGGACUUCAUCAGGAGUGGAAUUUACAUCUUAAGAAAUCAAAUAACUUAAAGCAAGUGCUCAAAAUUAAAUGCCAGCAAUCAGAACCAAAUCCCAUGCCUUUUGUGUUUUCCUAGCAUAAUGAAGGUUAACUUUCAGGUUCCAGGGAGUGUAAUACGACUAGAGAUACCUGCUGCAGCUGUUCCAUUGAAGAGUGAGCCCAGCCUCUUCACUGUGCUCCCAUGGUGUACGCAUAACCCAACAAACAAUUAAGAGAUUACACAGCCAUUCACAGCCAAAUUAGUUCAGUGUAAUCAGAUGUAGUCUAUGCUGCUGGAUUAUACUCUAGAAAGGAGCCCAAGUUUCAGGAGCAAGGAGACAGUCACACUUUUAACUGGAGGAAUUACUCUUAGUCUAAACUAUAGGCUUGUCAAUGAGGACAGUUGAGGCUAUGUUUCAAGGAAGGGGUAAGAGAAAUUAUCCUCAUUUUGCUUUAGAGGUUUCAGAACUACGGCAUGCUCACUUAUGUAUGCCGGGCCCUUGAACUAUGAAUAGCUCUGAAAAUAAUCCCAUGUUUUCCUGAAGUAGAAGUCCUUCAGAAUGAAAAUAAGAAAACCUUAGGUUGUGCAGCAGUUUCCCUCUUGAACCUAGGGGAGAUGAAAAGCUUCCUUUUCCCUAGCAUUGAAUGUUCAAUGCUGUAUGACCUGCUGAAGCAUUGACCCAACACAGCUAGACUGCUCUCACAGAUCAGAAUCAACCUUAAGUUACACAGGAAAAAGUAAGUAAGUGGACAGACAUUAGAGACCAGUAAGACUUCAAGAAGUGACAGCCAGAGGCUCGAAGGCAGGAGCGAGGAGGUGAAUACCAGUGCAGGUAUUCAAUUUCUGCUUUGUACAGUCUAAGAGCUGGGCCCUCACAUCAAACACAUUGGCAAAGAAAAUGCUUCCCUUAUCUAUGCAAAUAGGGCUCUUAUCACUACCUAGGUAAUUCUAGCAGAGCACAGAAUAAAAAUAGAAAGCAGCUCAUUGCCUUAGUAGUUUCCCCAGUCCACCUCCAAGGCUCGAGCUGCAGGGUCAUUCAGAAAAAAAGCACCAUUCCCCCAUCCCCUGCCCCCAUAAACAGACAGUUCCUGCUCAGGGGCAUGAGGUCAUGCCAUAGUAGAGCCAUACAACUUCAGUGCAGCUGCUUUUGGAGCUGCUCAGAAAGGGUCAGCACCAUCAAACAACCAGUUUACACUAGAUGCGAGAAGUUUUGAAAGCUUUAUUUAGUAGCCAUUAAAUUAUUCAAUUAGCACUAACCUCCAGACAUCAGUUAAAAUAUUGUACAAAGAGCAGCUCGCCCUCUAGAAGCUCUGUACACAGUUCAAUAUAAACUUACACUUCCAAGAUGAACACACCCCAAUGAAAAGGGGUAAAGCAGCUGUGCACAGGAGGCCUCACUGAGGUGCCUUACUACCUUUGAAAUGCACAAGAUUUCCUCCCAAGAAGUUUGUACAGUGCAUACACAGGUCCUAUUC
Messenger RNA from Struthio camelus australis, 2708 nucleotides. It is a transcript of the gene CABYR, whose product is annotated as calcium binding tyrosine phosphorylation regulated. Gene Ontology annotation, molecular function: calcium ion binding. Gene Ontology annotation, cellular component: cytoplasm; sperm fibrous sheath. Gene Ontology annotation, biological process: sperm capacitation. NCBI's taxonomy places the organism in Eukaryota, Metazoa, Chordata, Aves, Struthioniformes, Struthionidae. The record is from RefSeq and is a predicted model, not a curated record.